Molecule: messenger RNA, 2924 nt
Organism: Nelumbo nucifera (sacred lotus)
Lineage: Eukaryota; Viridiplantae; Streptophyta; Magnoliopsida; Proteales; Nelumbonaceae
Product: CAAX amino terminal protease family protein
Biological process (GO): CAAX-box protein processing
Cellular component (GO): membrane
Molecular function (GO): metalloendopeptidase activity
Source: RefSeq, a predicted model, not a curated record
CUUGUGAAAAGAAAAUAAAAAAGUGAGUGGCGGGGAGGACAGCGGUUUUGAUUGGUGAAGCCUUAUUCUUCCUUGAUUCGUAGUUCUAAGAGUUCCAGUGAAUUUCGACAGGAUGUUAAAUAAACUUGUCAACGUUUGAGAUGAACGGAAAUUAGGACCUACAGCAUGGAAAUAGUUGCUACCACUAGAUGUUGGAGCAGACCAGGCAUUACCGCCGGAUUUCACAUUCCGCCGGGAAGUUCCAUUUUGUCCGGUACAAAGGUCACUGGCAUCUUUCCGGCGAGGAAGAUUGCGCCUUCCAACCUAUACACAGGAUUUGGAGACAAUAUCAAAGCUUUUGCAAAUAACAACUCUGUUAAGAAAUUGAGAAGGAAUCGAGGAACGGGCAGUGGCGCAACUCUGCAGACUAAGAAGAAACCUUCGGAUGAGGAUAAUGGCUCGGCAGGUGUGUCACAAGAUGAUUUUAUUCGCGAUAGGGGAUCUUCUGGAGAUACUUUUCCUCCAAAGGUUACAAAAUCCAUCACUUCCCGAAGCGUUGUACUUCGGGCUUGCGCCAUCACUUCUGGGUUAAUACUUGCGUUGGGCGUAGCAAUUCGACAGGUAUCUCAUAUAGCAUCUCUGGAAGGAUGGCCAAUCCUUGACUGCUCUACAGAAGUGUCAUUUGAUUUUGAGAUGUGGCACCUUGAGUUGAUCGCUGGACUAGUGGUAUUGAUAUCAUCAUGUCGGUACCUACUGCUGAAGACAUGGGCAGAUUUUGCUGAGUCCAGUGAGGCAGCUAAUCAGCAAGUGCUCAGUGGACUGCAACCUCUGGAUUUCAUGGUUGUGGCAUUUCUGCCUGGGGUCAGUGAGGAGCUCCUUUUUCGUGGUGCACUGCUUCCUCUUUUUGGAUUCAGUCUGAAGAGUGCUUUGGCGGUUGCUGUCAUUUUUGGUCUUUUACACCUGAAUGGUGGCAGAAGAUAUCCAUUUGCCAUGUGGGUUUGCUUAUGGUUACUCAGCGAUUGUAUCUUCAAGCAUCAUAGUGCCAAUGGCAUCCCAUGCAUUGAACAAUCUUAUAGGAGGGAUUUUGUGGCGCUACACAUCCACGUCAGAAGAGAUGGACUGAUAUGUGAGACCGGUUAUGCUUCGUGGAUAUACUCGUACAGAUCCCAACAUGUAUUCAGGUGGGCUCGCCAUGAUAGUAAGUACGAAGGCAACAGUGGCAAAGCCUGGUGCAAGCUGCAAAUGCAGACAUAAAAUCAGAAAUGGCGUUGACUGGUACUAAUUCAUUUAAUUUUUCAAUAUAUUUUAUGUCAUUGAAGAGUCCGGCUUGAGCCUGCUAUUUUCAGCAUUCUUCCAUCACGUCCUAAUCAACAACUAGGUUGACCGCAAGCCCCAACAGUCAAUACAUUUGGGAAAUUAACAAAUGAAAUCCGAGGUGGAGUGGACUAUAAAAAGGCCAAAAGAAAAAAAAAAUGAUCAAGGAAAAUCAUAGGCAAUGGUAACUUUUAACUGCUCCUCUGGGUUAUGCUGGAGAUGGGAAAAGAAAUCUCAGGAUUGUUUGCUUACCUACAAUUUACUUCUCAAUAGCUACUUUUGGUAAUUUCUCAUAGUUGAUCAGCAUGAAGAGGAGCAUUGGCAGUUGCAUGACCCACGAUGGGAGACAUGGCAAUCAGCAGAACAAGCACACAGAUCAUUGGUGGUCUCAUGGUAACAGGGGAGUGGGAAGCCUCUGCUUAAGCAGCUAGGCUUAAUUGUCUUUCCAUAGCCCUGCUUCCAGUUAGAUUAAUAAUAGAGAAGUGAAAACUCAUGUUUGACACCUCUUUAAUGCAAUCUUUGCAUCCUACCUGCAACUGCAAGUUUUGGUUCUACGUUGGUCAACCUCAACACCUGAAAAAACCACUCUCUUUGUUAGUGAGUGGUUUAGUCCCACUGUCCCACCCAAUAUUGAUUUGGACUGGCUUCAUCAGAAGAGCUGAUCGAGUCAUAGAAGUAACAAGUUUUAAAAUUUGAGAGGCCCGUAGAGACAUUCCUAACAUCCCAUUCUCCUACCCAAUCUGGGUUUGCAUUUGCCUCUCAGAUAGUGCUGAGUGCCCUUUUUGCACAACAAAAAAGGAUAGGUAGGAUUGUACCAUUAAUAAUUUUUGAAUGGGACAAACAGAGUCAAUCAGUGAUAAGACAAUGAAUUCCAUUUAAUGUCUUUUUACUUGUAUAACCAAGACGUUCUUUUCCAUUAAUUAGUGUUACACAGGAGAACUAAUUCACACCUGCAAGCCCAGGCUCCUCCUAGCAGCACUUCACACAGAGUGGUGGUUGUUGCUCAAUGUCACAGUAACAGCAAGCUUCUUCACAGUUGCUGCUGCAUCCUAGCACAAGAAGAAAGACAACUCUAAGCAAUUUCUUUCUAAUGCGUCACCCUCACGUACUGCAGGAAAAGAGCAGUAGAUGAUGUAUAUUCUUUUCUUAUUUAAAAAAUAAAUAAAUAAAAGGUGCUUAUCUCUUUGCUCGGUCAAGGAACAAUCAGGCAAUAACUCGGCACCAUCUGAUUGAAAAUCGAAAAAAGGAGAAAGAUUUCCAACAGCGGUGUCUAAAGGAGCAUUCUAGUUAUAUUACCUGUUACAGUAAUGUACGACGAUGGUUCAAGGUCUCGUGGGUUGACGAGAAAUGGAAGGCGAGAUCCAGCCAGAACAACAUCUGUUUGUGACUGAAUGAUAAAGAUGACAAAAAACAAAGACAGAACUGCUGAUAACGACUUAAUCAUGACUUAAGCACGUUAGCUAGUUAGAUGAAUUAGCUGCUCUGUAGUUUCACAUCUCGUCCCUCCACCCAUGCUUCUACUUGUAUGGGAUAUCGCUUGUUUACUGUUAGGGUGUAGGAGUCGAGUAGUUGUUAUAACUCAAUUUGUAUCACAAGAGAGUAGUUGCUAUAAAUUACUAUUAUCAUUUUUA